Molecule: messenger RNA, 4767 nt
Organism: Pelmatolapia mariae (spotted tilapia)
Lineage: Eukaryota; Metazoa; Chordata; Actinopteri; Cichliformes; Cichlidae
Gene: tp53bp2a
Product: tumor protein p53 binding protein, 2a
Exons: 20
Coding region: 238-3630 (1130 amino acids)
Biological process (GO): signal transduction; regulation of apoptotic process
Cellular component (GO): nucleus
Molecular function (GO): p53 binding
Source: RefSeq, a predicted model, not a curated record
CCUCUCGCUACGUCACUCUGGGAUAGGCUGCCUGCGGGCGACUGAGCUACGCUGUCAUUCAACGGGGUUUCGAGACGAUUACCUACGUAUUUUCUUGGACUGGAUCCCCCCCCUCCAUAAGAAGGAGAAAGUAGCCUUGCCUGUCGCGGCUUUAGGCUCUGGGAUUACAGCGAUCGCCAGUCCCAACAGCCUUCGUCGAAACUGCCAGCGGGGAUUCAUGCUGUGUGCGUUAGCUAAAUGCGGUACGAAGCUAAAAUGAUGCCGAUGUUCCUGACUGUAUACCUCAGUAACAAUGACCAGCAUUUUACUGAGGUUCCUGUUACUCCGGAGACGCUGUGCCGGGAUGUGGUGGACUUGUGCAAAGAGCCGGGGGAAACGGACUGCCACCUGUCUGAGAUGUGGCGUGGAUCUGAGAGACCUGUAGGUGAUGGGGAGAGGAUGCUGGAUGUGCUCCAACGAUGGGGACAGCACAGAUCAGAGGUGCGCUUCUUUCUCCGUCACAACAGAGCUCCUAGCAGGGAAUCAGGAGGAUCAAGAGGCUCAGAUUCAAAGAGAAAUGGAGUGAAGGGUCCCCCAGACAGAAGGAUGGAGAAUGGGGUGGCAACGCCCCGGAUGGACAUGACGCUGGCUGAGCUACAAGAGAUGGCUGCCAGACAGCAGCAGCAGAUAGAAGCCCAACAGCAACUUCUUGCCUCCAAGGAACAGCGGCUACGCUACUUGAAGCAGCAAGAGCAGCGUCAGCAGCAACAGGCAUCUGAGCAGGAGAAGCUCCAGCGCCUCAGAGAGAACAUUGAGAAUCAGGAAGCUCGGCUCAAGAAGGUCCGGGCCCUCAAGGGUCAGGUGGAGCAGAAACGUGUCAGCAAUGGCAAACUGGUGGAGGAGAUAGAGCAAAUGAAUAACCUGUUCCAGCAGAAGCAGAGAGAACUAGUGAUGGCUGCGUCCAAGGUGGAGGAGCUCAGCCGGCAGCUGGAGUUGCUCAAAAAUGGCAAAAUGGAUAACUUCCAUGACAACCAGAGCUCGGUUGCAGAGCUGGACCGCCUCUACAAAGAGCUACAGCUGAGGAACAAGCUCAACCAGGAUCAAAACUCAAAGCUCCAGCACCAGAGAGAAAGUCUGAAUAAGCGCAACCUGGAAGUGGCUGCUAUGGACAAACGGAUCAGUGAGCUCCGAGACCGGCUGUGGAAAAAGAAGGCAGCCCUGCAGCAGAAAGAGAACUUGCCCAAUGGCUAUCCUGGUAAAGAGAGGGCUUCAAAAGAAACUCACCUUCAGUUGCCCUCCGAUGCCCAAGCCGGACAGCAGUCGGGUCCGUCUCGUGUGGCAGCGGUCGGUCCGUACAUCCAGUCGUCCACUAUGCCGAGGGGCCCAGCGAGACACGAUUUGCUUGUAAAACCUGCCUACCCAGACGGCACUGCCACCCUCCCAGCCCACGAGCCACAGAGCAAAGCGGGAACAGGCCUUCAGCCAGGGAAACUGGCAGAGUGGAGUUCUUCAGGUCCAGAGCCCAACACCAAUGGUCAUGGUUCUGCUUCAACACUGCCACGAAUGAACUCUCACUCCAGCUCUAACACAGACCAAGAUGAUUCAGAAUUGAAGAGGGACAGGAAAGUGCGUCCAUAUUCCAUGUUUGAGCCAACAGAGGCUCCGGCUGCCUCCCUCCGCAAAAACCAGAGCAGUGAUGACCUUGUCAGGGAUGCUCAGUCGGCUCCCAAAGCUCCAGUCAAGGUACCUCCCCCUGUCCCCAGCAAACCGAAAGGCCCCGUUAUUGUUCCCUAUGGCAAACCAGGCCUCAACACAGGCACCUUCCCUAAAGCCAAGCCCCACGGCCAGCAGCCCCACACCGCCGCCCAGAGCCGCAGCCCUCACCCACCGUCACAGAGCCAGACACUCCCUCUACCCUCCAAGCAGGACACUCCACCUGCAGCCACGAUACGGCCCUUCACCCCAGACCUGUCCCCCAAAGAAGCCAACCUGAGUAAACCGCAAACCUUAGAUACCAGCUCCAUUUACUCCAUGUACACACAGCAGUCGGGUUCAGGAAAGCCUUUCCCAGCUGUUGUGCCGGGUUCUGUCAACAGGGCUCAAAACCGCACCAACGGAUUUGUCAGUAUGUAUAGUAAACCAGUGAUCUCCAGUGGAGGCUCCCAGCAUCCAGAGAAUCCAUACUUAGAGCGUCGCUCCCCAGCCCCAGAAACUGAAGUUGACAACAAUGGAACCAACAACGCAGGCUCCAGCUCAUCUGAGGGGCAGCAGCCAGAGACAGAGCGCAUCCCCCGGCCGCUCAGCCCUACCAAGCUGCUUCCCUUCAUUUCCAACCCCUACAGGCAGAGCGAUGGUGACCUGGAAGCCCUGAGAAAGAAACUCUACAAUGCCCCUCGGCCUCUGAAGAAACGCAGUUCCAUCACUGAACCAGAGGGUCCGGCAGGGCCCAACAUUCAGAAACUCCUUUAUCAGAAAACUACCCUGGCAGCUAUGGAGACCACUCUGAACACACCAGCCACUCCCACAUUUACUGGAGAAGCAGCAAAAGCGGUGGAAGGAUCAGCCGGACCACAUGGUUCAAGCCUUCCGACUGGCACCGAAAACUACCCAUCAGAGAGAGGACAAACUCAGGAACCCUCACAGACCACAGGUAUCAACACUCCACUUCCAGCCUUUACUGAACAGCCCUACACACCACCGGCCAUCCCGGAGACUGAGGAAAUUAUUCCCCCUCCUCCACCAUCCCACCCAGCCCCAAGGCCAGAUGAUGCUCUUUUCCCACCGCCACCACCUCCUGGUCUGGAGGACACAGAACCUAGUUUGCCCCCUCCACCUCCAGAAGGCUUCCUGGAAGAAUUCCCCCCAUACCCACCACCUCCAUACCCCAGCGGAGCAGAGCAGGACAGCUUGGGGGAGGACACCUUCAACAUGAAAGCACCUGAGGUCACUGGACAGGUCACUCUGCCACCGGGAAAGAGGACCAAUCUGCGCAAGCCUGGUUCUGAACGUAUCGACCACAACAUGAGAGUCAAGUUCAACCCACUGGCUCUGCUGCUGGACUCUUCUCUGGAGGGAGAGUUUGAUCUGGUUCAGAGAAUCAUCUACGAAGUGGAAGAUCCAAGUCAGCCCAACGAUGAAGGCAUCACUGCUCUACACAACGCUGUCUGUGCCGGCCAUACGGAGAUUGUAAAGUUCCUGGUUCAGUUUGGUGUCAAUGUUAAUGCCGCUGAUAGUGACGGCUGGACACCUCUUCACUGUGCUGCAUCCUGCAACAAUGUGCAAGUGUGCAAGUUCUUGGUGGAGUCUGGAGCAGCAGUGUUUGCUAUGACUUACAGCGACAUGCAAACGGCAGCUGAUAAAUGUGAAGAGAUGGAAGAAGGCUACACCCAGUGCUCUCAGUUCCUCUAUGGCGUGCAAGAAAAAAUGGGUAUCAUGAACAGGGGUGUGGUCUACGCCCUUUGGGACUACUCUGCUGAAAAGCCUGAUGAGCUCUCGUUCCACGAGGGAGACUGCAUGACCAUCGUCCGCAGGGAGGACGAAGAUGAGAUCGAGUGGUGGUGGGCGCGCAUGGGCGACACUGAGGGUUACAUUCCCCGCAACCUCUUAGGGCUCUACCCCAGAAUAAAACCAAGACAGAGGACGCUGGCUUAAAAUACAGGAAUCCCUGCACAUUUCCACUCUGGCAGAACUUUGAACACACACACACACACACUUACAUACAGGCUUUAAUAGACUGGUGAAGAAAAGGACACCUUGUGAGAUGAUAAGAUGAGGACAGACCAAACAAUAUGAAGGAUCAAAUGUUUCCGGCACUUUUCUGUAUCGACAAAAGAGAGGGAGUCACCCUUUCUUAUUAUUUUUUUUAUUUUCCUUUCUUCUUUUUAAUUACAGGUCACACUGUGUACUGUGUGCUUAUGACACUAAAGGCUUUCUUUUCAUUUAUUUCCACUGCUUUUGUAUUUAGUGUCUGGAAUGUUGUCUGACGUCACAGUGGGAUGUAAAAGGAACAAACAGUAUUUUUUAUUCAUUGAAAGUGAUUUUUACACAUUGGAGUAGUCUUUUAAAUCUUAUGUCUGGAAUACUGGUUAUUUUCUAACACACUUGGGACUCUGUGUUGCAUGAGGUUAAUGAGUGGAGGGUAAUGAUGAUGCUUUUGAAACACUCUGUUACUGUGACAAUCUUUCAGGGCGUACUUGUCAUCGCCUGUGUUAAGUCACUGUGCCUCUGUACAACUGCCCUGGAGCUGUAAAGUUUCAUCCGUGACCACCGCUGUUCUGGCUAAACAAUUAGAAGAAGAAAUAACAGCUGGGGGGGAAUACAGCGCCGAAGCUGUUUGCUUUAUCUCUUGCUGUACGUUCUGUGGUCAAUGACACCUCAAAAGCUGGCCUGCUUUCCUGCAGUUGCACGUGGUUGAGAUGCCGCAGAUAAUGUGUAUACAUGUGUUUCUGUCAUAAAAGUUAGCUAAAUGUGACUGUAGGAGUUAUUUUAUUACAAAACGUCAUAAGAGGCUGUCUGAGGACACAGGAGAUAACAUGCAGUAUGAGUUUGAUACAGCCAUUCUGUGAAGACAAAGCUGUCACAAACCUUUUCCAAGUAAAAUCGAUUCCUAAAAGCAAAAAUAAGAAUUAAAAUAAGAUGUAGCUUGAAAUAUCUCAAGACUCAGCUCACCACAUAUCAAUCAGUGCUGAUGUAUUUAUUUUUUUUGUUACGUUUUUUUUUUUUUUUUUCCCUUAGCCAUUUUGUCAGAAUUGUAACCACAUAUGUAUUGUAGUAUUUCAAACAUUUACA